UAGGCAAACGCACCGCGCGUCUUCCGCACGCGGGGAUGCUCUUCCCCUAGCUAUUAUGAUCCGCGCGUGCUUCCCUCGCCAUUCUGGUGUUGCGUACCGUGGAUCCCUGGAGCGUGCGGAGAUGACCGCCAAGCAGAAACUUCCAGCGCAACCUUCCGCCGACCAAUGUCGAUCUGGUCAGCGUUCUUUCGCUCAAUAUCUCUCUCCCAUGCUGUUCGCUAUCUUUACUACUCCAGAACAAUGCGAAAUGGCGGAGGUUGAAAUACCAGUCUACUCUUAUGCUGAGUUGAAGAAGAUAACAAAUGGGUUCGGUGCUGAGAAUUUCAUGGGCAAAACAUUUUCAUCGAAUAGCCUCCUCUACCGGGGCGAGAUUGUUGAUAAGGAAUCGAAUCUCGUCCAAAAGGUGAUUGUGGAGAUGCGGAAGAAUGAAAAAGAUUAUGAUCUUAAGGUUUGGCAGACUCAACUGAAUGCCCUCAAGGAUCCCACGAUAAGUAGUCACCCGAAUGUGGUGAAGCUCCAAGGUUACUGCAACAGUGCCUGCGAUCUGGGUCUGGUCUAUGACUGCCAUGCCUUAGGCACAUUGCAUAGUCUUAUAUUUGAUGAAAGUUUUAGCUGGAGCAUGAGGAUGAAGGUAGCUCUUCAAUUGGCACGUGUGCUUCAGUUUCUUCACUCUCAAGAGAAGCCUCUUAUUCUUUUGAACUUUGAGCCCCGCAGCAUUUUGGUUGACAUGGACUUCAAUCCCUUAAUAUUUGGUUUCGGUCUAGCCUCUGGUGGAGUUUUGGGUAUUCUUGAUCACACAGUUUUGAGCCUCAUAUUUCUGAGCCAUCCUCAGGUGUAUUUAGAUCCAGAGUACACUUUAUGUGGUAUUACCAUUGGCCCCUGGUGUGAUGUCUUUAGUUUUGGUACCCUGCUUCUAGCAAUGAUCACCAAGAGCCAUGAUCCGGAAGUUGGCGAGAUUAUAGCUCGAAGUAAAUAUUCCUUUUUGCAGAGGUUUUAUGGGAUUAACUUUACAAAAUUCAUUGUCCUGAAGAAUUUCUGGAAAGAUGGUAAGUAUCACAUCCGUGAUAGUGCUGCUGUUACAAAACUGGCUGUGAGAUGUGUGAAGAGCUGCUUGACGGUGGUACCGAAAUAUCAUGAGCGUCCUGGAAUGUCUGAGGCUGUCAGCAUCUUGGAAUGCUUGCGUGUGGUGAAAAAGCUUGGCUUACACUGCAGUUCUCUUGCAUGAUGACUUCAAUCCAUAGCCUGUUUUCUUGACUUCUUGUUUCGUGGGAUGCUACUGCUGCUGGUACUUUGUUUUCAUCAGAUAAGUAUUUGUAGAUAUUUUUUGGUUGAUGUUUGUCAAACUAGCUGUAUCCGUGAGCUAUUUUUUGUUGAUAUCUAGAUGAUGUAUAGCUGUUAUGGCUUUCUGUUAGUAUUCAUAUAUGUUGGACUUGGAAAUAUGAACAUUUUUCUGUUGUGUAGCUGUUA
Elaeis guineensis (African oil palm) is the source of this 1467-nucleotide messenger RNA. RefSeq names its product probable serine/threonine-protein kinase PIX13. The record is from RefSeq and is a predicted model, not a curated record. Gene Ontology annotation, biological process: protein phosphorylation. NCBI's taxonomy places the organism in Eukaryota, Viridiplantae, Streptophyta, Magnoliopsida, Arecales, Arecaceae. Gene Ontology annotation, molecular function: protein kinase activity; ATP binding.